UAUUUCUUACCGCCACAGUCUCUUUUCAUCCGCGUGUAAUGAGCACAUUGUUUCGCAAAAAUGAAAGGUCAUUUUCCUAUUGCAGUCUUUCUUCUGGCGAUGUGUCCUUUCACUUUCGCACAGGGUGACCUUAAAAGCGCAAAAGCAGAAUUCACGAGGCUACAAAAUGAGCUAACAGGCGCCAACAUGAAGAGCGACAUUCUGUUCCUCCUCGACAGUUCAGGAAGUGUGUAUGCGAAUUUUUUCACGGCUGAAAAGAUCUUUGUGACGAGCUUUUUGAACAGUAUAACUGUGAGCUAUCGGGCUGCCAGAGUAGAGGUGAUACCUUUUGGUACAUUCGCAAGCCGAUAUAUAGACGGAGUCUCCAAUUCCUCUUUAAAGCAACACAAGUGCAAUCUGUAUGAAAGGUUCCUACCUCUCCAUAAUCAUCUCCAUGGUUACAUGAGGAACACGAAGGCUGCCUUUCAACUGGCCUACGAAGUGUGCUUUGGAUCUUUCAGACCUUAUAAAAGAUCUCAAGUGAAAACAGUCGUUAUUCUCAUCACGGACGGAAAUUGGAAUUGGCCAUGGCAAGACCCUAGCCCCGUUCCUACUGCCAAGAGACUGUAUGAAAACCGUGUAGAGGUGAUUGCAAUUGGCAUUGGACCCGGAGUUUACAAGUACAACCUUUUGCAGUUGGUUCAAGAUUCAAACAAACAAGCAUUUUAUUUGCAAAACUUUGAUCAGUUAAGGGAGCUGUCGUUCCAUAUCAGACGAGGUAAGUUUCGUAAUAUUUAAUUUGAAUAGUUAUGAAAUCACCAAAGAAAGAGAGCUACAAUCAAGCAUGUAUAGAAGAAAUGUUAUUCUAGGCUUCAGAGAUCGCUUUAUUGCGACAAGAUUGUCUCGUAUGGUCGAAAAUGACCACACUCCUCAGGCAAUUACAGCGAAUGAAAUUCAGUAUAUGUGUGUAUGUAUAUGCCUGUCUGAUAAAUAUUGGUCGAAAAGUCUGAACAAGAAUAAAUUCGACUCCUCAGUUGGCAGUAGAUCAAGUCUGUAUAGUGAAGUGAACAACGAAGUCAGAUUUGAAUCUUAUCUUGAUUUAAUAACGAACGUUAACACAAGAGUGGCAGUGACCAAAAUGCGAAUUUCUUGCCACUUGCUACCUAUUGAAUCUGGGCGCUACAAGAAGAUACCCAGAGUUCAGAGGCUUUGCCCCCUUUGCAAUAGAUCCGAAAUUGGUGAUGAAUUCCACUAUUUGUUGAAAUGUACCCACCCAUCACUUUCUCAUACAAGGGGUGUCUUCUUGGAGAGCCUAUACUCGAUAAACAGUAAUCUUACGAAUAUGUCUUGUAAGGCACUAUUUUUAUAUAUCAUGUCUAUGUGCGAUCAAAACAUCUUAAAUCUCAGUGCCUCUUAACUGCCUACGGGUGCAGUAAGGGAGUGUCGGUUAACUAUAAAGUUUCGUUUUAUUUCUUCUAGACCCGUUUGGUACACAAUUGCAGCCUGUAGAGCGCAGCAACUGUAAUAAUUUGUGCGACCCAAUAGCACACUGUGCCUGUCAUUUAGUGUACGCACACUACUGGUGCUUGUGUCCAGAGGGAUUCGAAGGUUCAGGAACAGUGGGACAAUGCCACAGUAAGUUUACAACCAACAGUAUUUCUUUAGGAAAUACAAGGGCGAGCCUGAGAGGGGUGGGGUGGGGCUGGAAUUGUUUAAUUAGGAGGGACCCUUUAUUUUGAGACUUUGGGAGGGCCUCCCAGUUUCUCUCUCCUCGGCCCCUAAAAGUAUGGAAAAACUUGUUGGAGAUCAGCCUGAUAAUACCACUUUUACGUUUUCCUUUUACGUGCUAUUUUUUGGGGGUUGAAGGGAGAUUACAGACGGCUUAACACGCCACAGCUAAGCUUUUGGGUAGAGCCUUGCCUCUCACAAGGGUCCCCUACUUGCCUCAAAUGGACCCUGGGGAGGCCCCCUGGGGAUCACAGAAACCCUGAGAUCUCCAACAAUAUUACACAACUCGCUGCUAAUUCAUUAUUUGUUGCAAAUAAUUCCACAGGGCUUCAAGGCAAGAAAAAAAAGUGA
Messenger RNA from Porites lobata, 2058 nucleotides. NCBI's taxonomy places the organism in Eukaryota, Metazoa, Cnidaria, Anthozoa, Scleractinia, Poritidae. The record is from the annotation of a GenBank genome assembly.